Molecule: messenger RNA, 606 nt
Organism: Rhizopus microsporus ATCC 52813
Lineage: Eukaryota; Fungi; Mucoromycota; Mucoromycetes; Mucorales; Rhizopodaceae
Exons: 1
Coding region: 79-507 (142 amino acids)
Source: RefSeq, a predicted model, not a curated record
CUUUUUUUUCAUUCAGAGGCCCAUUAGCGUAUUUUUUUCUUUCUUUUGUUAAUCGUUUAUUUACAUUCUGUUGUUCAAAUGGACGCCAAGGUUACCAAAGUAUCCAAAGCACCAUCAGAUUCUAAACAAACUACGCCUCUUCCAAGCUGUUCAUCAGAGAGUCAACCCCCUUUAUCAAGACCAGAAACGCCUAAAGCAAAACCAAUCAAUAUUCCUGGAACGAUGAACAAGAAGAGAAGACUCUCUGAUUGUUUAUAUGAUGACGACUUACAACUACAAAAACGUAAAGUAAAUCGACCUCUGUUUAUUGUCGGAAGUUUUGAAGAAGAUAAACCACCUGUGCCUUGGCCUCCUAUGUUUGAGUCUAUUUGUCUUAACCCUAGCCUUAACUGGGAAGAACAAGAAGGUGAUGCCUUUUCAGAUAGGUAUACGUCUGAUCUGAUCUUUUAUAUGGAUGACAGUGAUGACGCUAGCAGCUGUGGCGAUGAGUUGAUUGAGUUUUAUUGAAUAGCAUUAUUAAUUGAUUACAUAUACAUAUUUAUACCUAAUACAGCAUUUUUACAUAUCUUAUAUAUAUCAUAAAUAAACAACUUUCUUUGUGUGCAU